GUGACGAAGCAGAGGGAGAAAACUUGUCCGUUGAGAAGUUCAAACAGGCCAACAAAAAAGCUGGCAAGAAUAUCCAGCGAAUUGCAGCGUUCCUCCUUCCACCGUUCAGAAGGAAAAGAAAAGCAGAAACAUCUGCGAACAUGAACGGAAGCACACCUCAGUUCAUUCACUUUCGCAGAGGCAUUUUCUAAUCGAGCACGCAACACAACGAAGAAGGGACGCCAUGUCUUCUCCUCAGCCCAACGUGACACCGCCCGGGGCGCGCCUCCCUGGCGAAACCUCCUACCUCCGCUCCUCCUUGACCGUCCAACACACACUCGCACUCACCAGCAAACAGCGUGCCAUCAGCGUGGACCUCCUGCAGGCCAUCGCACGUCUCCUGCGCGGCCUCGGCCCUCGUCUGGAGGCAGCUGCUCUGCAGGAGGCGGUGCAGGACCCCGAGGCCAGCGAGUUCGUUUCGGCCGUUACGGCCCACGCGGAGGCGAAUGGGCUGACCGAUGGCGCCAUGACGAGCAGCUUCUCCACUGCUUCGCCUUCGUCCUCUAACGUGGACGGAGGAAGUCGUCCAUCGCUGAGUCCGCUGACGUCGUUCGACGAGGCCCUUGCCACGGUGAAGCUGGCGGCUGUCCUGCGCACCCGAAACACCGCUUCCGCAAAAGCAAAGGAGGACGCCGCCACAACAGCCGCCACCACCGCCAACGGCGCGAGCAGCGUCCGCACAAGACCGUGGCGAGUGAGUUCCGUUAACGUGACCACGUCAACCCCCCUCGACGUGCCGAGUGCCACGCGAUCGCAGCGUUCAUCUUUUGAAAAUGUGCGCCGCCGCAGCAUCCGAAGGGAGUCGAUAGGCAAAGACAUCAGCAUGCGCACCGACCAUCAAGAUAGCUUUGCCUAUCGUUUCCCCCCUGACUGGUUUGCAGCGGCGGCAAUCGAAAGGCUGUCCGGAUCGCACUCCGCCUCCAACCCGUCCACCGCCGACCGAGGUGAGCAUCGCGCAGAGACUCCCCCGCGACUGUGCUCGCUGGCUGAGGGGCACGCCCGGCGCGCCGCGUCCGUGUACCACACACCAACCAUCACGCCUCCUCCUUCGCUAUCGCCGUCAUCGCAUGUCACACGGACGAAAUCGACGCCCGUCACGGUGGCCCGCGUCAGUGCGGAGGCGGCGCCAUCCUUCGUGUCAUCUCCAUCGAAGCCACCCCCUCCACGACCCACCACAGCAGCUGCAACAUCGACCCCAACGAAGGAGCACACACCCCCAAGUACGGGGCCCGCUGCGACGGUAUUUAGGUCACCCACUCCAUUUGCGCCAGCGUUCCCUACGCAGGUGCCGUCACGGCCCAAUUCCCGCAGCGCACCGGAUGAUCGAUGCACCGUCAUCACCGCUCAGCCGCCGCUUUUUGUGGACAACAUGCUGCUCGACCCGUCGAGUGGGGCAUUCUUGUUUGGCGGCCACGCCUUCCGCGAGGAGGCGCGAGUGCUGUACGUUCCACCGGCCCGGUCGAUGAUGGCCAGUGCGACCAUGACAGGCGGAAAUAGCGAGCUGUUAACGAGUGCGACGCAGCCCGGCACCGCUGACCGGGCACCCGACGCCGUUGUCCGCGGCUCCGGUUCCUCUCGUCAUGCAACGCCGGCGGCUCUGCUGCUGGUGCGCGAGUAUUUUCCUGUUUUUCCCCUCUCGGCCUUUAGUGGUUUUAGCGGACGCUCGUCGCCCAGCAUCGAUGCCGGUGCGGCGCCACUGGACGACAUCGUGAUCCAAAGCUUCUCGCUGCUGCCGCAGUGGCUGACACAGGUGCCGCCCAACCGCUAUCAUGUACUCUCCGAGGCCGUCACCAUCGCUUGUGUCUGCCAGGCGCUGCCGGGGUGUGUGACGGUGACCACCCCGCUUUCCCGUUUCCUGCGCGGCGACCGCGCCGUCUCGCUCACGACGGCGUUGCACGGCUCCCAGCAGGCGAGUCAGCUCAUCGGCACCUUCUCCGCCUUUGGCGAUGUGCUGCGUACCGCAGCGGGGGACUACGUGGGCCUCACCUCCCCUCCAUUCCCGCCACUAUCGCCGGGCGGCAGCGCGGUGGACGCUCCGCUGCAGAGCCACAGCUUCGCAGGGGCGGUGACAGACAGCACAGACUUCGCGUCGCCGCCGUGCUUUGCCAUGACCCUCAACCCGGUGUCCCCUGCCUCGCCGGCAGAGGUCGGAAGCGAGGAGGAGGCCCCGCUCAUCACGGCCGUCGCAGAGCGGCUCUCCGCCGUUCCGCCCGACGUCCUCGACGAAUCGCUCACGGCGGUGCGGCACAGUCUCGCGUUUUACGCCGAGUACGUCCUGCGGCGGCAGCGCAUCCGCGACGUCUUGACCGGGGUGCGGGUGCUGCAGCGCUUCUUUCGACGCUGCCUCGCGGUGAAGCGGCGUGCGGUGCGACGGAUGAUGCGCAUUUGGCGGAAGUUGGAGGUGGAGGCGCGGCUGAAGCUGCAGCAGCACCGCACGCUCCCCUCCGCGGUGGAGCGCAUUGACGCGGUGGCGAACAGCAUUUUGCAGGAGCACAUGCUGACCUCGGUGGACUACAAGCGGAAGUUUGUCGAGGACGAGUGGGUGCGGCGACGGGCGGCAUUUGCACAGUGGAAGGAGGAGGAAGAGUGGGACGCGCUUUUUGCGGAGGAGUGGCAGGCACAGACGAUCGAAACAACAGCGCACAUCAGUCAUCGCGACAACAGCGAAGCCGGCGAUGUCGAUGUGGAGGAGAAGGAUGAUGCGAUGGAGAUCGCAACGCCUGAGGAGCCCUGCUGCUCUUCCCCCGCACGUCCUCGCAGUGCGCGUCUGACGGCGAAGGAGGAGCAGCACAUGGAGGACGCCUUUCAGAGGCGCAUUCGGCAGCGGUUGAAGUCACAGCAGACCACCGGUUGUCCAUUGCCCACGCUAUCGACCAAGUCCCCCCUCGUUGCCGCCGGCGUGGCUGCCGUGGAGUCGAAGGCAUCGUCGCCCUCGCUAGCGGAAGCACAGGCGCAACGGUACCAAGGGGCCCUGCGACGUUACUGCAGCUGGUACAUCGACCCUCAUGAACUGCUUUUCUUGAGUCACCAACGGCUGUUGGAAACACUGAAGGGGACGGUGCUGCGCAUGGAGGAGGUGCAGAGCGAAUUGAGCCGUGCUGCGACCGAAGCCGCGGGGGAAGCGACGACGAAAUCGAGCAGCAACGCAUGA
Leptomonas pyrrhocoris is the source of this 3190-nucleotide messenger RNA. RefSeq lists its product as hypothetical. The coding region runs from base 224 to 3190 and encodes 988 amino acids. The record is from RefSeq and is a predicted model, not a curated record. The transcript has a single exon. NCBI's taxonomy places the organism in Eukaryota, Euglenozoa, Kinetoplastea, Trypanosomatida, Trypanosomatidae.